AUGGCACUUAGCGAAGUUAAAACAGUUUGCAUGAAAUCUCUGGAAAAUGCGAGAGUUGGAAAAGAUGCCGGCGCUAUUCAGGAUGGCAAAGACUUCUACAAACAUAUGUUUGAGAAUUAUCCAGAUUUGCGUGUUUAUUUUAAAGGAGCAGAAAAUUAUACUUCGAGCGAUGUGCAAAACAGUGAGCGAUUUGAAAAACAAGGUCAAAGAAUUUUACUGGCGAUGCAUAUACUGGCAAAUACAUACGAUGAUCCAGAAACGUUCAAAGCUUAUGCAAGAGAAACUGUUAAUCGCCAUCGGCAAUUUAAAAUGGAUCCUUCGUUAUGGAGUGCAUUUUUUGCUGUCUUCUUAGAAUAUUUGCAACAAAAAACAACUGUGAACGAUGCAGUUAAAAACGCUUGGAAAGAAGUUGGAGACGUUUUUGCUGCUGAAUGUCUCGAACAUUUGAAAAAUCUUGGCCUUCCACAUUAA
This is a messenger RNA of Dracunculus medinensis (Guinea worm), 471 nucleotides long. NCBI's taxonomy places the organism in Eukaryota, Metazoa, Nematoda, Chromadorea, Rhabditida, Dracunculidae. The record is from the annotation of a GenBank genome assembly.